This is a messenger RNA of Daphnia carinata, 1112 nucleotides long. RefSeq names its product aldo-keto reductase family 1 member B1-like. Gene Ontology annotation, cellular component: cytosol. The record is from RefSeq and is a predicted model, not a curated record. Bases 95 to 1036 code for a protein of 313 amino acids. The transcript is spliced from 6 exons. Gene Ontology annotation, molecular function: aldose reductase (NADPH) activity. NCBI's taxonomy places the organism in Eukaryota, Metazoa, Arthropoda, Branchiopoda, Diplostraca, Daphniidae.
GCAAGUUUGUUUAGUGGCUUACAUCGUUAUAUUUUCCGUCUGCCUGUUGAUCCACAAUAGUUGGCAGGAAAAAGUUGUCGUGUGCACUACUAUAAUGCAAGAAGAAAUCAAACUGAAUAAUGGGACAAAAAUGCCAAUACUUGGACUUGGAACGUGGAAGUCAAUUCCUGGAGAAGUAGAGAAGGCCGUGCAAACCGCAGUUGCUAUCGGCUAUCGUCAUAUAGAUUGUGCUAUGGUUUAUGAGAAUGAAAAUGAAAUAGGUAAUGCUCUACAGAAAAUUAUGACCAGUGGUGUUAGUCGUGAAGACUUAUACAUUGUUAGCAAGCUGUGGAACUCUCACCAUAGACCAGAUUUGGUGGAAGUUGGGCUACGGGAAACCCUGAAACAUCUUGGCCUUGAUUAUUUGGAUUUGUAUUUGAUCCAUUCUCCCAUGGCAUUUCAAGAAAAUUCUGGUUUGAAUCCAGUGGAUGAUAAUGGCAAGCUUAUUUACUCCAGCAUAGACUAUGUGGAGACAUGGAAAGCAAUGGAGGCAUGUGUUCGCAGUGGCCUCACACGUUCGAUUGGUGUCUCUAAUUUUAACAGUUAUCAGUUGCAGCGGGUUCUUGACACUUGCACGAUCAAACCUGUUACGAACCAGGUGGAAUGUCAUCCGUACUUAAAUCAACAAAAAUUAAUCGACUACUGUGCUAAGAGGCAAGUGGUGUUAACCGCAUACAGCCCGCUUGGCUCGCCCGAUCGCCCAUGGGCGAAAUCCGGUGAUCGUUCUCUGCUGCAAGAUCCUGUGGUACUGGAGAUAGCGAAGAACCAUAAUAAGUCAGCGGCUCAGGUUCUCAUCCGCUAUCAGAUUCAACGAGGGGUUGCUGUCAUCCCCAAAUCUGUGUCCAAGGCAAGACUUGAAGAGAAUUUCAACAUCUUUGACUUCAAACUCUCAGAAGAAGAAAUGACUAAUCUGAAUUCGCUCAACUGCAAUGUGAGGUAUCUUCACCACGACUGGGUUGCUGAUCACCCCUACUUUCCGUUUGCCAUCGAAUUCUAAAGAGCAGAACUAUGUAUAAACAUCACGACCUAUUAUAAUUAUUCAGUGCACAUGAAUACAUUUAUUAUCAAUCAAA